This is a messenger RNA of Oncorhynchus tshawytscha (Chinook salmon), 3563 nucleotides long. RefSeq names its product SWT1 RNA endoribonuclease homolog (gene swt1). The transcript has 15 exons. Bases 98 to 3226 code for a protein of 1042 amino acids. Lineage: Eukaryota; Metazoa; Chordata; Actinopteri; Salmoniformes; Salmonidae. Gene Ontology annotation, cellular component: nucleus. The record is from RefSeq and is a predicted model, not a curated record.
CCAUGAUCCUCCAGAACCUCUGUUUCCGUUCAAUCUGACGUGUACGGAUGUUUUCUGACAGUGGUCUAUUCAGUAGCCCAAGGGAUUUUCUACCAAGAUGUCAAAGAAGUCCAAGAAGAAGAAGAAGCAGAAGAAGGAGAAGGAGACAAAUAAGUUAUCUUUUUCUUCCAGUGAGCAUUCGUCACAGAAGGAAAAGGGCACCAAGAAACGCAGUCGUGCAGAGGGGACGCACCGUGGCAGCUGUUCUGCAGAGGAGAAACGGGGGAGAGAGAAAAGAGUUAGCCACUCCACCCCAGGGAACAGUGCAGCAGGGAGCAGUCAUGAGAAAGACCGGGAGUUCAAAAAAGCUCUCUACAGACUGGAGAAAACAAAGUCGCAGGGUGCAGCCGAGGGAAAAAACGCCUGUCCUCUUGGAACCCCUCCUCAGGACAGCUCUGUGAGGAAGAGUUGCCCCAGCCAGGAUGGGUCGGCUACCACCGGGGUCAAGACCGCAGAAAGGGUGUCUUCCAAACCAGUCAGCAGUCUGAGCGCGAAUAAGACCCAGUCCCAAAAUGUGGAGAAGAUCCUUACGUUCCAGGGAAGCUCCAGUAAGCCAUCUGACAAGAGCCCCUCCAAAACAGCCUCGAGCAGACUGACGACCAGUCCCAGGUCCCUCAUGGCCCAGCUGAAGGAGCAGAGGAAGACGCUGGUGAAAAGGAGAUCCAGACCUGAGGAGAAGCCUGGCAUUGGGAAGGACCACACCUCCCAAGGUAGGACCUACCAGGACCCCCAACUGUCCCUGUCACUGGCUGAAGAGAUGAGGGAGAAGAGGAGGAAGCUAGUGAAGAGGAGAUCUGAAGAAGAAAAGGAGGAUGUUUUAAAGGCUAAACGGGACAAGAGUGGAGCAAAAUCCUAUAGUCUUCCCUCUAACAACACCACCACCACAAAGCAGUCCUCCACCUCUACUAAAAACGCUACCUUUGAGAAAAUCUCAAACACAGAAAGACAUAGGCCUACCACCCAAAAGCAGAGGAAUGUCUCUGAUCUGUCCAAAACAUCAGCAACAUCUAAGUCCACGUGUGCCGAGGUACAGAUGCCGCUACCCAAACCUCAGCUGCCUCUCAAUUUUAAGAUCCCAAAGAAGUCCAAACUUGUGCCACUGCCAGUUAAUAGAGCCAUCUGGGGGGGUGACCAGGAGGAUGAUAACGACAAUAAGCCCAUCAGUGCUAGAGUGAAGGUGGUGUCUCCUGCUUCUAGGCUUUCUCACCAGACAGGAAGUGCGUCCAAGCUUUGGACACCAAGGAGUGUGUCCAAAUCUCUGAACUCCAAAGACGGUGUGUCUGCUGCUGUGAACAGAAACAAGCAGCACAAAUGUGAAACGGUUCCAGAAUCUUCCAAAGGUUCUAAAGAAUUACGGCCCAGGUCAGCUCAGGGGAUGACAUCACCACCCUGUAACAGAACAACUUCCCCUGAAGAUUAUAUAGAAGUCUAUGAUAAUGACCAAGAGAUGCAGCUGGUGGAGGAGCUGCAUCUGGCCCGCAGUGAGAAGAGGCUAGAGCUGAAUGUGGUGGAGAUCUAUGGAGAACUCACCAGCAUGGACAUCGACCCAUCAGAGGAGGGCAUCACAUUCACACUCAGUAAAGAGGAGGAUCUUCAGCAGGAUCUGAUCAUUGUCCUGGACACCAACAUCUUUCUCAGUCACCUAGACUUUGUCAAGAAGAUGAGGUCACACGGCCUUGGAGCUCUAGGUCUCCCCACAGUGCUCGUACCCUGGGUGGUACUACAGGAGCUAGACUCUCUGAAGAACAGGAAGAGGCUGUCCAGCUCUGUAGCCCACCUGGCCACACCUGCCGUUCAUUACAUCUACACCUGCCUGAAGAGCCAGGAGCCUCGACUCUGGGGCCAGUCCAUGCAGCAGGCCUCUCAGAGCAGCCAGGGACUCAAUGCUGAGAAUAAUGACGACAGAGUGCUGCAGUGCUGCCUGCAAUACCAGAGUCUUUACCCAGAGGGUGCUCUCAUCCUUUGCACUAAUGAUAAGAACCUGUGUAGUAAGGCCUUGCUGAGUGGGGUGAAGGCCUUCGGUAAGGCUGACCUGUUGGAGGAGGUAGACAGGCUCAAAAUGCCUGGUGUCCACAACCUGACCCCUGUCAGCACACAGACACAAACCCUCACCUGCACCCCGAGCCAGACCCGUGACCACCAGAAACCCAGCCCCUUCCCAGGCCGGCAGCAGAAUGAACAGAGCAGGAGUGAUGGAGGGAAAGAGAGAGAAAUGGAAGAGAAGAGAAAGAAGGCUGCAGAAGAGGCCCGGGAGCUGAGCAGCUGUGUGUCAGUACUGGAGGACUGUCUGAAAGAGGCGCUCUCUCAGGUGCUGGAGAUUGAGAUGAAGGCAGCCUAUGAAGAACUGUGGACAGAGAUCGUAUAUCUGAAACCGCCCUGGACUCUUGAAGACCUUCUGCAGUGUUUCAAGAAACACUGGAUCUCUGUUUUUGGCAACAUUGUCCCUCGAAAUCUGCAGCAAUCCCUGGAAAACCUUCACAACUACUUCUUCUCAGGUAAAUCAGUAGAGCAUAGCUCUACAGUGCUGGCUCUGUAUGAGGCUAGAGACCUGCUGCAGGCCUUUGGCUGCAGGUCAGACUAUGAUGGGCGUGUCCAACCAGCCCUCGCCUCCCUGAACACCCUGCUGCAGAGGAUACUCCCUCAGCCAGAGAAAGUCUCAGAGGAGACCCACACCAGUGACGGUGACACUCUCAUGGCAGAGGAGGAGGAGGAGGAGAAACAGACCACGCCUGCUCGGGUGUCACACCAGGAAGUGUGGGUGAUGUUUGAGAACAUCUGGAACAAUGUGUGUGGGAUCAGCUCUGCUGUUUUCGCCGCUCUCCGCUUUGACCCGGGCGCCAUAGAAACCAACCAGCCAGUAGAGGGUCCUCCCCUUCCCCAGGACGCCAUCUCCUGUCUGCACAGACUAUCUACUGCUGUCAGACAACUGCUACAGGCCUUUACCAGGGUUCUGUCAACAGACAGCUGUCUAGAAGAUGCCCAGGCUCUCCUCUCCUUCAUCCACUCCAGUGAGAUUGCUGCCAUGGAGCCCAGGUUCACUGCCAAAGACCUGUUGGACUGUCUCUCACAGCACGAGUACAGGGAGAAGCUGUGUGUGGGGGGGACCCAGUUGGCAGAGCUGAACAUCAGUCUAGAGCGCUGCGCUGAGGUCACGUCCCGGCAGGUCACACCAAGCACCUGGCCCUGAUUGGACCACAACCAGGAAGUUUGGACUAAAAUAUCCUACCAGAGGCCUCAAAUUGCAUCAUAUCACAACUCAACAACUUUACUUGAAGCCACUGUUUUCAUAUGGGGCUGACCUAUUUCAUUCAGCACCUUUUCUGACUUCAUUUAGUUUCUAGUGUGUGGAUGUUGGUGUAGAGCAGUGGUCAGUGGAUAAAGCCUUGUGUUCCUAUUUUCUUUAUUUAUGGGCUGCUUCCCAAAUGCCCAAUAGGGCUCUGGUCUAUAGUAGUGUACUAUAUAGGGAAAAGGGCUCUGGUCUAUAGUAGUGUACUAUAUAGGGAAAAGGGCUCUGGUCUAUAGUA